Indicator indicator is the source of this 1205-nucleotide messenger RNA. RefSeq names its product SH3 domain binding glutamate rich protein like 3 (gene SH3BGRL3). Lineage: Eukaryota; Metazoa; Chordata; Aves; Piciformes; Indicatoridae. The transcript is spliced from 3 exons. The coding region runs from base 25 to 306 and encodes 93 amino acids. Gene Ontology annotation, cellular component: cytoplasm. The record is from RefSeq and is a predicted model, not a curated record.
GCUGGGAGCGGCCGCGAUCGCAGCAUGAGCACCCUCAAGGUCUACAGCACCUCGGUCACCGGCUCCCGGGAGAUCAAGUCCCAGCAGAGCGAAGUCACCAGGAUCCUGGAUGGGAAGAACAUCAAGUACGAGCUGGUGGACAUCUCCCAGGACAAUGCUCUGCGGGAGGAGAUGAGGGCCAAGGCAGGCAACCCCAAAGCCAUCCCACCCCAGAUCGUCAAUGGAGACCACUACUGUGGGGACUAUGAGCUCUUUGUGGAAGCUGUGGAGCAAAACACCCUGCAGGAGUUCCUGAAGCUGGCCUGAGCCCCUGGCUGCUCUCCUCUCCUGGACUCUACCUGCAUUCCUGAGCACCCUCAUCUCCCACCAUCUUCACUUCCAGGUUGUCAGCUCUGUCCUGGCACCAUGACCUCUAUCCCAGCACAGGGAAAAAACCCAUGACCAAAACUACUCCUUGCAGCUGCCUCCAAUUCCCUCCUGCCUAACCCUGGGAUCAUCUCAGAGGGAUCCAGAGCAAGCUUGAUGCUCCCUGGGAACAGAGCUGGGCCUGGUUCCCUCUGCAGCUUCCAGUGCCUCUGUAAACAGCAAAGCCUCUGGGGCUGUGGGAAGUGCAGCUCCCUCAGCCCUCUCCUCUGCAGGGAGAGCUUCCCCUUUGGGAGGGAAGGGCUUAGGCUUGCAAGUUACUUCCCACUUCUCUCAGCUGCUGUUAAAAUUGUAAAUCCUGCUGCCUCAUUUCCUUGGGUUUUGUUUGUUUGUUUGUUUUCCGACUUUUCAUCUCAACUGCAGCCAUCAUGGCAGCUAAGGUGAUUUUUUGUUUGUUUGUUUGUUUUUAAUUUAAUGCAAAAGUACUGCACAGAGCUGGGGCCUGACCACCCCCUGCAGGAGGAGGCCCAGGUUAGGGAGCUCAGGCUGGUGGCAUUCUAAUGGCACUUGUCAGGCUACCCAGGGGGAAAUCAAUAAGCCCUGGAAGUGGGGGACCACUGGGCUGCUGUGAGCAGUGGGAGUGUGUUGCUGGGGCCUCCCUGGUGAGGGUUAGCAGCUGAGGGCUGCUCCAGAGCAGCUGAUCUUGGGCUGUCUUAACUCUCCUCUUUGAGUUGGCUUUUGGUUAUGUUUUGUUUUAUUUUUGCAACCAGGACCAAGUGCAUUUUGUUUUCCUGCCAAAAAGCAAGUUUAUAACCAGUGUUGUCUUCAGAGAUGCUAUUAAA